Messenger RNA from Coniophora puteana RWD-64-598 SS2, 1305 nucleotides. RefSeq names its product kinase-like protein. The record is from RefSeq and is a predicted model, not a curated record. The transcript has 11 exons. Gene Ontology annotation, biological process: protein phosphorylation; meiotic recombination checkpoint signaling. The annotation marks the transcript as partial. Gene Ontology annotation, cellular component: cytoplasm; nucleus. Lineage: Eukaryota; Fungi; Basidiomycota; Agaricomycetes; Boletales; Coniophoraceae. Gene Ontology annotation, molecular function: protein serine/threonine kinase activity; protein binding; ATP binding.
GGUAUCCUAUAUCCUCUUAGUUCAGAAUUGGAGCGCAUUGAGCUUUACGGCGAUCAGCCAGUGACUUGUAUUGGUCGGAACCCCGAAGAUAACGAUGCAGUCCUUCUCGGUCUUCAAGUCAGCAACAAGCACUGCAAGAUCACGUUGGACGGUCGGGGCGACGGAAAUUUUCAUGUCACGGUGACUGAUUACUCUACCAACGGUACCUGGAUUAACGGGUCCAAUAUAGGAAAGGGUCAAACUCGGAUUCUGAAAGACGGGAAUGAGAUUGCAUUUGGGCAGUCCCGCGCGCAGCGCUAUCCGCCUGCAACAGAUUACCGUUAUAUUUAUCGCCGCUGCGCCUCGACUCCCCCCACUGGUCUUCACGCACAUUACGACGUUGGGCACCAACUCGGCCAAGGUAGCUUUGGCACCGUAUCCAAAGCUCUCUCGCGAAAGACCGGCAUAUGGUAUGCUGUCAAGGUUAUCCCUCGCCAAAGAAACCAAAAAUUCGUGUCGGUCAUUGCUCAGGAAAUCGCGGCCAUGGAAAAACUUCAACACAAGAAUAUAUGCCAGAUAGAGGAGGUAUUUUUCUCGGAACAUUCUAUCAGCCUCGUCCUUGAGUAUAUAGAUGGGGGAGAUCUAAUGGGUUUCAUUCGCAAACACAAUGGCUUAGAUGAAUUUACGGCCUGCAACAUGACCCAUCAGAUUACGACCGCAAUGGCUCACAUUCAUGGGCGCGGGAUCAUUCAUCGUGAUCUCAAGCCUGAAAACAUUCUGCUGACGUCAGACAACCCACCCAUCGUCAAAAUCGCCGACUUCGGUCUCGCCAAAAUUGUCGACAUCCAAACGAUCGUGAAGACAGAGUGUGGAACACCGACCUUCAUGGCCCCCGAAGUCAUGACACGCCAGAGUUACAGCCAUCUUGUCGACUCUUGGAGUGUCGGCAUCAUCGUCUACGGGAUGAUGACUACCUACUUGCCGUUCUUCGAAGAUCCCCCCAUGGACAUCAGGAUCCAGGUUGCUGACCGCACGAUCGACUUGUCCGCUCUCGAUAAUGUUAAGCCAAGCAGUGCAGCUAAACACUUCAUCGAGUCCCUCCUCCAAUAUGACCCCAAUCGUCGACUGUCUCUUAUCAACGCGGAAAAACACCCGUGGCUCGUCAAGCACAAUACUAUACUCACCAUCGAUCCCAACCUCGAUACCGAGGCCCGGUCGAUCGGGCCCGAGCUCGUGUCUACCGGUGAGCGAUGUCAUUUUCUCGGUGUACAUGUCAGGCCUAACGUAGACUCACGUCUCCACAGAGCGCUUUUUCGAGGCGAACAA